Morchella sextelata is the source of this 201-nucleotide messenger RNA. RefSeq lists its product as uncharacterized. Lineage: Eukaryota; Fungi; Ascomycota; Pezizomycetes; Pezizales; Morchellaceae. The record is from RefSeq and is a predicted model, not a curated record. The transcript has a single exon. Bases 1 to 201 code for a protein of 66 amino acids.
AUGAGCACACUAAAACUGAUCACUCCGUCCGCCAGAUUUGAAGAGUGGGCGCUCAUAGAUCUCGAGGCCCAGAAAUACUUCUCGAGAGGAUCCAUCAAACCAAAGUUUGAGGCGGAACAAGACGACGAAAAAAUACUCAAGCCCCAAAGCUUCUUCAUGUUGGUGCUGGAAUUUCUCAGGAAGGCGCUGCGCACAGUUUGA